Frieseomelitta varia is the source of this 7335-nucleotide messenger RNA. Its product is annotated as zinc finger protein 33A-like. The coding region runs from base 2525 to 5257 and encodes 910 amino acids. The record is from RefSeq and is a predicted model, not a curated record. Gene Ontology annotation, biological process: regulation of transcription by RNA polymerase II; cell fate commitment. Lineage: Eukaryota; Metazoa; Arthropoda; Insecta; Hymenoptera; Apidae. Gene Ontology annotation, molecular function: DNA-binding transcription factor activity; histone deacetylase binding; RNA polymerase II cis-regulatory region sequence-specific DNA binding. Gene Ontology annotation, cellular component: cytoplasm; nucleus. The transcript has 2 exons.
UUGGCGGCUUUUCGUGCUAAUAAAGGGAAUAUUUCAAACAGGGAAGGCCUAGAGCUACUAAUACAAUUUACUAAUUGAAAUGAAAAUGGAUUAUCUUUGUACAUACGUAUAUAUUUAUGUGAUAUAUUUACAUCGAAGUAAAAAAGAGAGCAAGCGAUUAUGGAAUUGCAAAUGAUCCUCUCGGUCGCGCCAAAUUAACACGCACGCGAUCUAGUCAGGAAGGAAGACUUAAGUUUACUUCUUAACGAAGAAAUUAUGAUGGAUCGAGAAUAAAGGAAGAUCAUGCAACCGACAUAUCCUGACACAUCUAAGCAAAAAUAUAAGAAAAAUAUAAUAAUAGAAUUGUAUUGUGAAUUUUUUCAAAAUAUUGCGAGCAAAGAUUAUAUCUUUGGGGAAAUGGAACUCAUGCAUUGAAUAUCAGUUGAGAACAAUUUCAUUGCAUUUGUGAUACUAAUAAUUUAUAAAUUCUGUUAAAAUUUAUUACCAAAGGAAAUGUAUUACCAAAGAAACAUAGUUCCAAAAAAAUAUUGAUUGUGUAAAUGAGUAGCACAUAAAAUUAAUUUUAGUAAUCAUAGUUGUAUUAUUAACGGUAAUAAUACUAAAUUGGUCUUUGCUGGCCUGUAGAAUAGAUAACCUGAUUGAUAUGAAGGGAGUUAACUUCAUUCAUGUACGUAAUGCUGAAUGUAUCAAAUAUUAAUACUUAUGCAAAGGAUAAUGUACUGUGAUUGCAUAACAAAUUUUGAAGUACUAACAUUUUUUAUUGUUAAAAAUUAUUAACUGAUGAAAAAUUAAAAUGCAUUUGCUGAUUUGUAUUUUUUAUUAAUAUAAUUGUUGCACAGCAGCAAUUUUUUGUUAUCAGCAUCUCUUGAUUUAAUAUCAAAAAAGAAAAAAGUGCAAAUUUUCUAAAUAUAAUUUUAAAGAUUUAUAUUUUUUAACAAAUGAUAGAGAUUGAUGGUAAAAGAAAAACAAUUAUUUCCUUCAUAUCAAGUGCGGUCGACGCGGUUGAUUUAAUGUGUGUUAUCAUUGAAUGAACAAAUGCAAGUGAAAGAAAGAGGGAGAGAAAGACUUCUUGAUCGAUCGUAUAUUGCGAGCGAAUAGGCAAAGAAGAAUAGCAUUUUAGAACAGUUAUAUUGUGACAGAAAAAACAAGAACUAAAGAAGCAUGAAAAAGGAAGAAGAGAUUCUCGAAAGAUUAGCGAAACUAGUAACUCUGUCUGGAUAACCAAUUGUUUUACUGACAAUACAGGGAAAAUCGAUACGUAUCGAAUUGUCCUUCAAAGAAGUGUAUAUAAAGAAUCAUGAUUUUCAAUGGCCAUCGAGUAUUAGUGUAGCAGCAGUAGAAGUCGGAUUGUCAGUAGAAAGACACUGACAACAUAGUGAACGAUUGAAUCGAAGGAAAGAAAGACAAGAGGUUGUAUAGAAGAAACUCGUAGGAGGGGGAUUGAAAAAACGAAAAGGGUAUGGAAAGAGUCUGAAGCAGGGUGGAGAGGAUGUCUGGUUGGGCGGAGGGGUGAAAUUCAGAGCAAUAUCGACCGCGAAUUGCGCUUGCGUGGAAAAAGGCGCGCAAUCGCUGUUGAGGAAACAGUGUACCGCCGCGAGGAACAAGCAGUCAGUCGAUCGUCGCGACGACCAUCACCGACGAACAAUAACCCUGUUGUUCUGUCGCUCUUUCCUUAUAUGGCUGCCGUGGUUAUUUCGCAGCCAAUAUUCUCUCUUGCACUGAUAUCAAUUAUUUCAUCGAUCAGAAGAAAAAGCUUCGCGUAUUUCCAUACUCAGUACCUUGCGCUAUUCCACUUCUUCCAAUAUUCUUGUAACAGUCUCGGUGAUUCCAAUGCGCGCACGGAAGAAACACGUAUUUGUAGAAAGCUACCACGUGAAAAGAGAAGUUGUUGUUAGUAAGUAUACACCAAAGGAAUUGUAAGUAAAAAGAGAACAGAAAACGCCUAGAUAUUUCUACGAAAUUAGUCUUUCUCCCCUUUUUCUUUCAUUCACUGACUCUUUUAAUUCCUGUGUUUCAAUUAAGCAUAUAUAGGAUCGGUAAAUUAACUAUGAUUUAAGAUAUUCGCAACGAUUCCUAAAUCUUAAGCAAGGUAACACGUACUUUGAAGUAAUGUGUAAAAAGUUAAUGCUAUAAAUCGUGCAGACGAGGAAACGAAAGAAAGAGUUAAAGAGAGAGAAAAGGAGGAACGCACGUAGUGGGAAAGAACAAGAGAAGAGAGUGAGAAAGGGAGAAAAGAGGAAAUAUCGAAACGAUAAGAAUACGAUAACGAAGUAUAGUUACUUUACUAAUACAUGCAUAUGCUUCGCUACCUCUUUUGUUUCUAGUUCUUGUUACAAAAAAAUAGAUCGAAAACUCGUCUCCAAAAUCAAAAACGGUGGAUAAGAAACGCAUUGUACGAUUUUAAGUUUUGUUGCGAAAAUAACUUCAAUUACGAUUCAGAUGCGAGAUUACGAUUUUGAUGAGAAAAAGAGAAAGAGUGAAUGACAAGUUGCGAAUAUUUAUGUAAGAUAAAAGAAAAAGUUAAAUGGCCACACUCGAUAUGCAACAAAAUAUUUUAAAUCAAGUAGCUGGAAGUGAACAACAGCAGCAAGAAGAAGUUCAAUUAACCGAAUUAUUACCGGUGAAGCAAUCACAAAUAAGAGAGAAUGAAAUUUUUAAGCAUAUGGACACAAAUACCGAUGCGACCGACGCUUUGAAGAUACUCCAAAGUUUCACCAUUACCGAUAAUUGUUAUAACGAUAGCGAACAUGAAUUUCACUCGAGAGAUUUGUCUCCGUGCAGUAAAAUCGGACAAAUUGAUCAAGAGCAGCAAGAGAAUGGCAGACAAUGGCGAGAAGAUAAAAAAAGAGGAAGGAAUAGCAUCCGAAGAUUCGAAAAUGAAUCAAAAACACAGAAAAAAGUGUAUAAAUAUGUUAAUAAACAAUCGAUGAUCGAUCGCGUAGUGAAAUCUACGAAAAAGAGAACGAUCAUCUAUACGGUAGAAAAUAAUAAAGAUGAAGGAAAUGGUGACGAAUGGAUGGGAAAUCAUAAAUUCGAAGAAAACGCAUUUUUUGAAGAUAAGAAAGGAAACUACAUAUCGAAGAAUGACGAACAGAUAGAGUCAACGAUUUAUUUCGAUCCUGACAAAAAUAAUUUGAACGAUGACAUUUACUUGAUUCAUCGUGAAUUGGUAAACGAGGGACAAGGACGGAAAAUAAACUCGAGAAGCAACGUAGAGACAAUAUAUGAAAAAGACUAUGCCAAGACUACCGACGGAGCUUUGCUCGAUCGAAUAGCUUCAAGGACAUUGAUCGAAAAGAACGUUGAUGAAAUCGGAAAACGAUUCGAUGCUAUUGCUACUGAUCUAUCAAACACAAAAUUGAUACUCGAGAAUUCGGCAGAGGAACCAAAACUCAACUUUCGCAUAACAACGAUGAGUUAUCUCGUGGAAAACAAAAAUAAUAAUAGCACAGUUCGAAUUGAAGAAAAUUCAACAAGUUCAUUAUUUGGACCAAAUACCAGUAACAAUAUAGUUAUUGUCGAAUCACCAUCGUCGUUGUCGUCUGCGGUAUCGUCAUCGUCAUCGUCAUCGUCAUCGUCAUCGUCUUCGUCAUCGUCUUCGUCUUCGUCUUCGUCAUCGUCAUCGUCAUCGUCAUCGUCAUCGUCAUCGUCAUUGUCAUCGUCAUCCUCUUCGUCUUCGUCUUUGUCAUCGACAUCGACAUCGACAUCGUCAUCGUCGUUGUCGUUGUCAUCGUCGUCGUCAUCGUCAUCGCCGCCGUCCUCGUCGUCGUCGUCGUCGUCGUCGUCGUCGUCGUCAUGUUCAUCAUCUUCACCAUCAUCAUCAUUAUCGUUGUCAUUAUCAUCAACAACGUUGCCGCCAUGUUCGAAAGAAAAGGAUAUGUGCGGCAGUGAAGAUGGACAAGGUGAAGAUGAAAAUUCUACCAUGCACGGUAUUAAAGCUAAAGAAAAUCAGCAGAAAAAAUAUUGUUGUGUAGUGUGUGAGGCGCGAUUUAAAGGCAGCGGAGGUCUUCGCAAUCACUAUAAAAUCGUACACGGAGCGGGACCAAUCUUCAAAUGCGACGAAUGUGGAAAAGAAUUCCCGUUAAAGGAAAGAUUAAAAUUGCACGUGAGAACGCACACUGGAUUCAAGCCGUAUAAAUGUCCAGAAUGUGACAAGAGUUUCGCUAGAGGAGGGCAACUGGUGCAGCAUCGACGUACUCAUAGUCAGGUGAAACCGUAUCAUUGUGGUUUGUGUUCAGGGACGUUUACCUGCGCUGCGAAUUUGGCGUUACAUGUAAAACGACACAACGGACAAAAGGAUCACAAAUGUGAAAUUUGUGGUCGCGCGUUCGUACGGCGUGAUGCGCUUAAAAAACAUUUAGAAUGCCUUCACAGAGACGUGAAGUCUUUCCUCUGUGUAAUCUGCAACAAGACUUUCAAAGGUCAUCUACCUCAACAUAUGAGAACGCAUGCGCGUGAUCGGCCACAUGGUUGUGCCACGUGUGGUCAAAGGUUUGCUCAAAAAUCUCAAUUGACUGUCCAUCAGAGAACGCAUUCUGGGCAAAGACCGUUCAGGUGUCUGGUAUGUUGGCAAGCAUUUGCACAUUCAACAGCACUCAAACUCCAUACGAGAAGACAUACUGGUGAGAGGCCGUUUAAGUGUGUCGAGUGCAAUGCCGGUUUCACGCAACUACCCCAUUGGAAAAAACAUAUGAAAUGUAUCCAUGGCAGAAACGAACCGUACGCUUGCAAAAAGUGUACAAGUUUCUUCAGAAUUAAAAAUGAUCUAGAGUGUCAUGAAAAAACUUGUCACCCUGAAUCCGAGACCGAACAUGAUGUUUCCAGUGCUCGAACUACAGAUUUGAUAACAAACACGACGAUCAUGCCGACAUCAAUUUCGAUGACUUUACAACCGACAGCAUCCCUGCUUUCCAAUGAAAUAAUUAACGAUAAAUUCUCACCAUCGCCUACCAAAUAUAAAAUAAUGACUGUCGAAAGGAUGAGAUUGUUACUCGCUGUACUUCUGAAAAGAAUCAGCAAACAAGAAAGACUCGACGAGUUAGGUUUUGGUAAACGACUAAUUGACGAGGUUCUUUACGAUUCUCUGGUAUCUGCUGGUAAAGAGCCAGUGACAAACAAUGGUCAUAACGAACUCGAAACACUCACUAAGAAUCUUGAGAUAUUUCUUAAAUGGACCGUACCUAAAGAACAUUGGGAACAUUUUCGCAAGUUAAACAAGACUCCCGAAGAUAUUUUAGAGACACUGACUGCUACUUAAAGUCCUACUUGUUUUAAUAUCACCUACAUGGCAGUUGCUGUUAUAUAUUUACCAAAGAUUAACAAAGAUACCGAUUGAUACCUCAAAUUCUUUCGAAACUAUGAUCUAAUUAUAAAACAGAGGCUUUUCAAAUUCAAGACUGUCUUUCUCCAAUUAUGGAUCAUAUGAUCUUUGUAACGAGUCUUAUAUUAAUUUCCUUUUCCGUAGGUGAAGGAAGAUUUGAAUUGCGAAAUCAUACAUGCUUGUUAAUAAGCAUUCGUUAUAAUUUAAUCGUAAAUAACAGAAUUAUUUGUGAUUAUUUAUUAAAAUUUCAGUGCAUAGAUGUUUGAUUUAGUAUAAAAUUAGUACUUCCUAGUCCAAAGUGCAAAUGCAAUAUUUGUAAUAAUAAUUAAGUAAAUGGUUAUAAACAGCUUCCGUACUGUUUUAUUAUUAUUAUUAUUUUUUUUUUGUUAUGAAAAAUUAAAUACAAGAUGAUCGAUUUACGAAAUGAUAGAUGAACAUAUAUUUUAAUGAUGUUAAGUCAGUUUUUACUACAUAUGUAUGUUCUUUAAAUGUAAUAACGAGUUGUGCAUAAACGAGUAGAUUCGAUAAAUAUUUUAAUAUUUUAACAUCUAAAAUUGAAAAAUUGGUAUUAAAUUCUUUUUGUGAUAAGCUAGUUAUACAUUGCGUGCCAUGUUGUUUGUUUGUACAAAAAUUCGUAUGAACAAUCUGAAAAUAUAUAAAUUUUUAGACGAAGCGACAAUAUAAGCAACAAAAUUUUUAUUGUGAUGUAUGUGUGAUUGACAUGAUGCUUCAAUUUUAUAAGUUGAUUUUCGUCAACGAACAUUUAAGUAUAUCUACCACGUGUGGAUAUUCUUUUAUAGUCAACGGACUACGUUUCUUUCGAAGUGCCAUGCAUCAUUCUGUUUCUUGUUCCCAUCCUUAUAUUAUUGACUGUCUUAUUUAUUAUGUAAUAUUAAAAAGGCUGUGUUGCUUUCAUCAUUUAUAGAAGAAAAUAUGGUGAUAUCAUGAAUGUUAAUGAUGAGGAUUAACAUUAUUUAUGAUGAGCAACAAAUUGAAAGGUAUUCAUAUAAUAGCAAUAGAUUGAAAAUGCAUUUUUUUAUAUAUUUGUCGUAGCGAAAGCUAUAUAUAUAAUUAAUGAUAAACAAAGCGGGAAGAUAAGAGACGAGAGGAAAAAUUCAUUAGAAAAUAUUCUGUUGUACAAGUUAACAUGUACAUUGUACAUGAGUCUGAAUAAUGAGACAAGUGUCGCAGUGCAAAUUUUUAGAUAAUUUUUGUUUAAUUUAAAGAGGCUAAAUAGUAAUGCAGGCUAUUGUAUAUUGUUUGUAUCUUCAAUCAAGCGUAAACAUUCUAUAUUUAUACAUGCAUCGUUGCAAAUUAUUGCAUAAGUAUAAUAUAAAAGUUCAAUAUAUAAAUUUUAUUGAUUUUUGUUUGUUUGUGAUAUCUUUCUUGCCAUUUUUCACUUUCAUUUUCAGUUAUUUUUUAGAUUAUACAUUAAAUUACACAUUAUUUUCAUUCAAAUUCAUAAAACAACUAUCGUUUUGGGUGUUCUCGUAGAACUUUUUUUAUAUCUAAAAAACAUGCGGUAUUACGUGAAACUUUGUUGUGUUCGUGGCCUUACUGUCAAAUGGGAUCCGUCUCUCAAUAUCUAAAAGCCUUAUUAUCCUUAUGUAUUUUUUUUUUCGUAUAUUGUAUGAUUCUCUUUAAUAUAUAUUCGUCGGUGCGUAAAUCAUGCAUAUUAAUGUUAAUAUGUUUAAUAAAUAUGCUCAUGCGCAUAACAUAUAAUUAUAUAUUUUAAAUAGAGAUAAGUAAAUGUGAGCAGACAAUAAUGAUCAAAAGUUACAAGAUUAAUAUAGUUGAAAAGAACAAAAAAUAUGUAUACAUACACGCGCGCGCAUGCACAUAUAUAUGUUAUUCUUGUUUUAUUAGUAUGUAAUACAAAUAGCAUGUAUAUUCUUAGUGCGUUAAUAUUAUAAGUAAUAAUUAUCAAUUUGUUAAAAACAUUAUACUAGGCAAAUAUUUUAAACACUUUUUUAUUAUAAUUAUAUCAUGUUAAUUUCAUAGUUAUUUGUUUUAUA